Molecule: messenger RNA, 1997 nt
Organism: Melanotaenia boesemani (Boeseman's rainbowfish)
Lineage: Eukaryota; Metazoa; Chordata; Actinopteri; Atheriniformes; Melanotaeniidae
Gene: dynlt1b
Product: dynein light chain Tctex-type 1b
Exons: 5
Coding region: 1460-1801 (113 amino acids)
Biological process (GO): microtubule-based movement
Cellular component (GO): cytoplasm; cytoplasmic dynein complex
Molecular function (GO): dynein intermediate chain binding
Source: RefSeq, a predicted model, not a curated record
GUCUUUAUUUAAAAAAGAAAUUAUAUUUUACUGUUUGGUAGGCCAGUGGGUUAUUACUUUAUUUUCAGACUGACUAUUAUAAAUAGUUAUAAAACUCAAGAAACAAUUCAAAUCAAUAACCUUGUUGCCUUCACCAGGAAUAGUAAUGAUCUUUUAUUGGUUUAUAUUCACUGAAAUUUAACAGUCUGAUUUAUUCUUUUCACACAUUCAUUGAAUUUAUUUAAUUAAUUCCUUGAGGAAAAUAAUUAGUGUUGUAUUUUACUCAAUUUAACAUAAUACACAUGACAGUGCCACUACAGCAGAGAUUGCAUUUAUUGAAUUGAUCAAAAAGAUCUGUUUGACUAAGUUAUAUGGAGCAAAUAAUCAGAAAAAAAUAUUAUCUUUAUGCACAGUGUUGAGCAGAACACAUCAGCACGUGUCAGAAAACGGACACUUUGACAGAUACAUCGACUUCUAUCUCCAUCUAGUGCAUGAUCCAGAAAUUAGUUCAACUGUGUUGCAUGAGGUUACUGCAACUUGGAAACUCUUGAGUCAGAGCAAAUCUAUAAAAAUAAAUUGAAAAUCACAAUUGUGUACACUUCAUUAGAAAUAAUUGUUCUGUGGACAUCCACAGGGCAAUUAUUAAUAAUAAUUUACCUUAAAAUGAAACGACAUGUAAAACUACUAACCUCAGACAGGAUACAUGAGCUGGCAUCCAUCAGGUGAGAUAUCCACAUCAGAAGCAAAGGGGCAGCUUCAAGGCCACCCCUUUGGUCCCACCCUUGAAAGCUUGUGUAACUUAGUAUCUGUAGAUGUACCAAGAAAAGAGAUGGCGAAAUAAUUAAAUUGUUAGUGAAGACAAAAUCUUAACCAAAGCUCAAUUUUAUCAAAUAGAUUUUGUUAAAAUCUGUUCUUCAGGCUUUUGUCUGAUACACAAGCUCAUGAACACAGGUCUCUCCUCAUGACGCUGAAGUUAGCUUCCGAUUCCCAUCUUCCAAUUCGCUGAAUGUAAGGGAUGAUUCCACGGAAUUUGCAGUGAUCUAGACAGCUCGUGAUCAAAAACUUCAACAUCGAGACUCUUCAAGCCUAGACUGAAAUAUCCUAAACAACAUCUAUAUUUAUGAAAACACAGUUUCUGAUUUGUGAAAUCUUUAUCUGUGAAAAUGUAAAUUUGCCUCAUUUUUUGAUUGUUUUGCAAUCUGGACCCACUUAGACCAGAUCUGUGAAAAAACUACAGCACGGGAUAUUUCAGUCUAGACUCUAGAUGUUUUGUUUUUUUUUGUGUGUGUGUGUGUUGUUUUUUUAUCAAGAGCUGUUUGUUGUGGUCUAGAUUGCUGCAAAUUCUGUGGAAUUACUUUUUACACAUUCUGAGAAUCGGAAGCUAACUUCAGCUAAGAUUCAAAACUUUAUUCUCAAGAAGUACCGGAAGGAGUGCUAUUUUAGUGUGAUCCUGGUUUACUUGACACCGGAGGUAGAAACCAUGGCCUAUUACCAAGACGCAAAUGAGACCGCUUUCGAUGUUGACGAAGUGAGAGAAAUUGUAAAAGAGGCAGUAGAAACAACAAUCGGAGAAAAUGCCUUCCAGCAAAGCAGAGUGCAUCAGUGGAGCAACAGUGUUGUGGAGCAAUGCCUCGGUCAACUAGGCAAGCUGGGCAAACCUUUUAAGUACAUCGUGAACUGUGUCAUCAUGCAGAAAACUGGAGCUGGACUUCAAACAGCCAGCAGCUGUUUCUGGGACAACGCAACCGAUGGAAGCUGUACAGUGAAAUGGGAGAAUGAGACAAUGUACUGCAUCAUUACUGUUUUUGGGCUGGCCAUUUGAAUCUACCAACAAAAACUAGUGUUUGAAGUUUGUGAUUUUCAAUAUUUUGAGUAUUCUCAUCUAGUUGCACAGUGCUGAGCAGAUGUUAUAUUUGUUAUAUUUAAAUAUGUUCAUUUUGAAAACAGGUUAAACUGCUGUUAUAUUUAAACAUUUUGCUAAAAUGUUACCCUUUUAAAUAAAGUUCCAUUCUUGAUAA